Diorhabda carinulata is the source of this 4021-nucleotide messenger RNA. RefSeq names its product E3 ubiquitin-protein ligase SH3RF1 (gene POSH). The coding region runs from base 436 to 2865 and encodes 809 amino acids. Gene Ontology annotation, molecular function: protein binding; metal ion binding. The record is from RefSeq and is a predicted model, not a curated record. The transcript is spliced from 9 exons. NCBI's taxonomy places the organism in Eukaryota, Metazoa, Arthropoda, Insecta, Coleoptera, Chrysomelidae.
UGGUAUGUCACUCCUGUAAAUUCUCAGAAUAUUUCAACAAAGUAAAGAUUUUUGAUAGUCAAUACUAAUCAAAGUAUCUAUCCUCUCAAAAUUAAUUCGGUAUACGAAAAUUUUUAACAAAAAGUGAUAAUAAAUAUAUUUUCAAGAAACAACAUUGCCAAAUGACAACUUGUCAUUUUGAGGUACUGAUGGUUAUUAACCGAAUGUUGGCGUAUUAGUGUUGGUUCGUCCAUCCGUCACCGCACCCAGAUAGAUGCGAUGACUGAUGCCUUUUGUUACAGGAAGUGAUAAUUAAUAUGCAUAAAAUUUAUUGGAACGUAUUAACAAUUAACUGAGUUAUACGUACAAAAUCGGAAUAUAACUGUUACUAUGUAAUCAGAAAAUGUGUUCUUAAAUAGUGAACUGUUGUGUACUUAGUUGUUGAUAGUUUUAGACAUGGAUGAAGGAACUUUAAACGAUUUAUUAGAGUGUUCAGUUUGUUUAGAACGAUUAGAUACAUCUAGUAAAGUGCUUCCUUGCCAGCACACAUUUUGCAAGAAAUGUUUGGAAGAAAUAGUGCAAACACAUAAGGAAUUGAGAUGUCCUGAGUGUCGAGUAUUAGUCUUGAUUAAAGUGGAUGAUUUACCCCCUAACGUUCUUUUGAUGCGAAUACUAGAGGGUAUUAAGAAUGCUGGGAACCCGUUUCCCAAAAAAAUCACCAAGCCUACUAAAACACCAAAUCUGCUUUCUGCAGCACAGACAACUCCAUUACAUACCCCUCAUGGAACUCCUGAUCAUAGAUUAAAUGCUAAUAAGCAACAUUCGCAUCUGUUACCUCAUCAGCCUUAUGCUAAAGCAAUUUAUGACUACAUAGCGAAAGAAGCGGGAGAUCUGAAUUUUAAGAGAGGUGAUGUUAUUAUUUUGAAAAAGAGAAUUGAUAGCAAUUGGUAUCAAGGAGAAUGUGGUGGAAAACAAGGUGUAUUUCCGUUAAGUUAUGUUCAGAUUAUUACUCCAGUACCCAGCCAUAUACCACAAUGUAAGGCACAAUAUGAUUUUCGUAUGACAAAUGAUGAAGAAGAAGGCUGCUUAUCAUUUAAUAAAGGUGACAUAAUUAAUGUUAUAAGAAGAGUUGAUGAAAAUUGGGCCGAAGGAAAGCUAAAUGGUAGAAUUGGAAUUUUUCCUUUAGCUUUUGUUGAACUGAAUAAUUUGGCAAGAUCAUUAAUGAAACUAUCCACAAAUGCUCAACCAGGACCAUCUCGUGUUGCACCUCCUACUCCAACUUCCGAAGAUACUUCACCACUUAUACCAACAGAUCACACACACAAUGUAAUACCUCAACAAAUACAACCUCAGCCUCCUAUACCUAUGGCUCGUGCUCCAGUCUCAAAUUUACAACAUGCUCCACUUGCUGCUUCCGACUCCAGCUCAACUUUAAGCUCAGGUACAUCUGGAGGUACUUCAAAUAUAUCUUCUGCAAAUGCUUCAUCGGGUAACACUUCAACCAGUUCAAGCAGUCCCUCGUCUCCAGCUUCUCCUCCUCCACCUAAGAACCAGCAAAUACUACCACCCAAGAAUACAAUAAGUAGACCUGACCUUCUCAACACUGCUAAGUUAUCAACUCCACAACGUUCUCCGCAAAAUCAGCCUUGUUCGUCUGAACCACAUCUCACUACUCACCACCAACAUUCGAAAGAAAAACGACAUAGUUUCACAAGUAUUGCUACUACACAUCUUCCAAAUACUCUUAUGACCAAUCAGAACCGAUUAUCUGCUGAAAUUCUGGCUGGAAACGAGAAUGGACACUUGACAACGACAAAUGAGAGGAGAGCUCGCAAUAUGCCGGAUGUACAAUUACCUGCAACUUAUGUUGCUUUAUAUCCUUACAAACCGCAAAAAGCAGAUGAAUUAGAAUUAAAGAAAGGCGGCAUUUACAUGGUUACUGAAAUAUGUCAUGAUGGAUGGUUCAAAGGUACAUCAAACAGAACUCAAAAAUGUGGUGUAUUCCCGGGCAAUUAUGUAACACCAGCUAGAGGAGUUCCUAAUCCGCUUGGUACCAAGGAACAUUCUGAUUCUAAAUUACCCGUAAGUUUUACACGAAGUGGUAAAAAUGUGUCCGCUUCAACGCAGCAUGUCGUUUCCACUAACCCUCCUGAAUUACCGGCUCGAGCGACUAGUCCUUCCAAUUCAUUUUCUAGCAGUUGGCAUGGGGCCCCUCAAGAUCCUCAAGCUGUACCAUUAGGUAGAAGUAGCAGUGCCAUUAUGACAGGAGGAAAUGCUGUGGCAUUGACAAAUAAAACGGACAAGUCUAAGGAACAUCGAAAAGAGAAAGGGACUGUUGGCUUAAUGAAACGAUUAGCCAGUAUGAAAAGGUCCAAAUCACCCCCACCGUCUACGUAUUCAAUGGAUAAUCCAGUUUUUGAGGACGCUAGUGCUAAAACUUCAACCACGCCUGUUCACGUCAGGUCGGGAUCGUGUCCGAGUCAACUGCUUCAGAUCCAACCAAGUGACCAUCACCGUAUGUUUGGAUCUACCUCCCAACGUCACAAACAUAAAGAGCGCCCUUCCAUACUUACGCACAGUCCCAGUAUCACUCCUCGAAACAACGAAAACCCGGCAGGAAGUUCUGGUUCAAGUCCGGACGUUCAACGCCAUAGAAAAUCCAAUUCUUUAGAUGGUGGUAACAAGACAAAAACUACAGUCCAAACUGUAAGAGAACGUUUCAGAUGCAUCGCUCCAUAUCCACCUAAUAGUGACUAUGAACUGGAAUUGCAAGUGAAUGACAUCAUUUAUGUACACAAGAAACGUGAAGACGGAUGGUAUAAGGGCACACAACAGAGAACUGGAAAGACUGGAUUAUUUCCUGCUAGUUUUGUAGAAAGUUAUUAGUAAUUGUGAUUUUUGGGUAUGUGAAGUAGUAGCUUCAAAGUUACUAUUGCGGUGUAUACGUUCUUGUAAAAGAAGCACAUUACUUUGAGUAAUGUUUUUCUAUAACAGAAUUUUGCGCACUUUCCUUAUAAAAAAUUACAACUAAAUUUGAGUUUUAUAUCAGAUAUGGAAUGUGCUUCUUUAAUGGUUUCCACUCAUUAUAUUUUCAACUAUUUUACCUAGUCAGUUGAUCAAUUUUAAAAAGUGUUGAUUUAUUAAACGAUCAAAUUAAUAUACACUAAUAAAUAUUUGAAUAUAUCUUACAAUAAUUACAAACUAAUUUAUUAUUUAUAUUAAUGUUUAAACUGUUAAUCCAGUGCUUUUGUUUAUACAUACAUGUGAUGUAUGGAUAUUUGGAGAUAUUUUUGAUGCACUAUAUUUACUGUGAUAUAAAAUUUGAAUUUCAAGAUAUAAACUGGGAUAUUUUCAAAUGAGAGAAUUCGUAUAUUUUUCGAUUUUGUAUAGUGAAAUAUUAUAUAGAGAAAUUGGUAUUAUAAAUGGAGAAGGUGGGUAAAGAUCAUGUUGCUUAUACCGUUCAUUAAUUCAUAUAACUUUCCAACCGCCUUCCUCUGCAAUACUUUGAAUGUAUUUACAAGAGAAUGUUGAUGAUUUAUAAAAUUACUAGACAGUUGGGUUAAUUAAAAUUCUAAAAAUAGUUAACAGGUAUAUAUAAUAUAUAUAUUUUUCUUACAUGUUUGUGUAUUUAGCGUUUGAGUUUUCAUUAUUCAAUGUAGAUUAACGAUGAAAAAUAAUUUUUAUACAACAAAAAAUUCUAAUUUAAAAUAGAAUUUGACGGCUUAUCGUCGUCUGUCAGUUUUUGUACUGUAGAAAGAUUUUGCUUUCAAAUAUUUACCAAUGGUUAUUUGUUUAAUGUUAUUAUAUGUUAUAGUGUCAAAAUUCUUGAAUUAUCAUUAUUUACAGACAAUCAAAAAUAUCUUCAAUGUCCAAAAUAUAUGGCAGGGGUGGUCUACUUGAUUAGACCCAAGAUCUACUGUUAACUAAUGAAACCCUGUGUGUCUACCGAUUACAAAUUUCUUGAAAUCUUUAAAGAAAUUGUUUUGUACACAAUUAUGUAGUAUUUUCUAUUUUAAUUAAAGGGAAAACAUGAAACUGGAAA